Molecule: messenger RNA, 1377 nt
Organism: Dichomitus squalens LYAD-421 SS1
Lineage: Eukaryota; Fungi; Basidiomycota; Agaricomycetes; Polyporales; Polyporaceae
Product: metalloprotease
Exons: 6
Coding region: 35-1273 (412 amino acids)
Molecular function (GO): metalloendopeptidase activity
Source: RefSeq, a predicted model, not a curated record
AACAUCUCGAGCUAUGCUUAUCUCCGCAAGGACCAUGCUGCAUUACGGAGCCGAAGAAUACCCAGCGUUGCUUCCUACGCUAACCACCCCUGAUUUCACGGCUCACACACACCACAGGCAGGCUCCCCUCUGUCCAUCGAACCCGCGUCUGAUUCUGUGCGAGAUUCCGCAAAAAUCAUCGGCGGCUGUCCCUCACCGAGAGAUCUCCGGUACAUGCUACCAUACAACCUCUCUUCGCGCAGCUCUGCUCGUCCUCGCGGCAUCCGCGGCUGCUGUCUCUGCAGCGCCCGGUCUCUCCCUCAAAGUAUCCGGGCCCGAGGCUGUUGAUGGUGUAGAGAACUUGAAGGUUGUCACUACCCUCACCAACACCGGCGAUGAGACCCUCAAGCUCCUCAACGAUCCCCGUAGUGUUCUGCACUCCCUCCCCGCGAACACCUUCGCCAUCACCACCGAUGACGGCGCCAGCCCUAGCUUCACCGGGGUCAAGGUCAAGUACUCCCCGAGCCGUGCGGCGAAAUCCACUAGUCCCUCGGCUUUCACCGUUCUCGCCCCGGGCGAGUCUGUCUCGCUGACCCAUGAUCUCUCGUCGGCGUACAACUUCACGCUCCCGGGUGCUGGCAAGUACACCGUGGAGGCGUCCAACCUCUUCCACUAUGUGGACGCCAACAGCGAGAUCGCCGAGAUCCGCGCGGACGCUGAGGCACACGUUGCUGCCGUCAGCGGCAAGCUCGCGGUCGUCCGCCCGACCCCCACGCUCACGAAACGCGAACAAUACAACGGCUGCUCAUCCUCUGAGAAGUCCGGCAUCAACUCCGCCGCGCCUGCCGCCCAGAGCUACGUCGCCGCGGCUCUCUCGUACCUCCAGACGCACACCGCCUCUACGGCGCGCUACACGACCUGGUUCGGCUCGUACACGAGCUCGCGCCACAGCACCGUGGAGAGCCACUACUCCAACAUCAACUCCCACGAUUACACUAGCUUCACAUACGACUGCACCUGCGAUGACUCGGGCACGUACGCCUACGUCUACCCCGACGACUUCGGCACGAUCUAUCUGUGCGGUGCGUUCUGGGAUGCACCCAACACUGGCACCGACUCUCGCGCUGGGACUCUCGUCCACGAGGCGUCUCACUUCACCGUCAACGGCGGUACCGACGACCAUGUCUACGGCCAGUCCGCCGCGAAGUCUCUCGCCAAGAGCAACCCUACUGAGGCGAUCGAUAACGCUGAUAAUCACGAGUACUUCGCGGAGAACAACCCUGCGCAGUCUUGAACGUUGGGUCGUAUGGUGAGGGUCACGGAUGAUCUAAAGUGUAUGUACGGUGGAUUGUUGUAAAACAAAACAUGUAAAACAUUUGCAAAUAGCAUUAUCGAAGC